GUAAGGCGCUGGGGGGGCGGCCUGUAUAGACACGUCCCACAUGGGGAGGGCUAAGGGAACACACGCACAGGGAUGAGCCGUUGUCUGCUCACAUUGUGAAGGUGACUUCUGUGGAUUUCUCAGGUAUAGAGAUGGAUGGUGUUCUGGAGGCCACAAUCAGUCUGUGUGGAUGCAAACUGCUGUGCAGUCUUCUCUACCUUCCUGCAUUCAAAGACUCCAUGUCCUCCGUCAGCCUCUGCUGCAGUUGCCUCUUACUCUUCACAGACCUCUCCAUCACUGUGUUCCUGGCUUACCUCUGGUGUGCUGCCCCCAGACCAAUAUCCUUUCAUCCAUCUUCCGACGCCAUCGCGCUUCGCUUCAUGUUGUUCCUCGGCAACACCUACGGGGCGGUCCUGAUGCUGACUCCACUGUUAGUAGCCGUGGAAGUGCUCGUCCGUCUCCUGUGGCCUCAAAAAGUAGCAGCAACACCAAAUACCUGUGAAGAGAGCUCAAAAGAGACCAGAGAAAGUGAGUUGGGUCCAACGGUGCUGCUGAUGGAUAGAGAUGGAGAAGUGUGGGAGACAGAAACUCUGCAGAACGUAGAGGAGGGAGAGAACAGAGGCGUAUUCCUGAAAUUCUUGAAAGCUGUGGGCUUCCUUGGCUGUCUUCUACUGUGGGGCAUGAGUGGAACCUACGCAGAAUCCAGUUGGAGGCAGGAUCAGCCAGUGGUCAGAGAGUGCCUGGACAGGGGCGGUUCUCUCUCGGCCUGCCUGCCCUGUCUGUUGACCACCUCUUCGCCAAUUAGAGGUCAACUGUUCUGGUUUCUCGGUGCCAUAUUGCUCCUGCUGGGCUUGACCGGAAUCUCAGGCUUGCUCCUGGCAAAGCUAGCCCAGCUCCCUUUGCUGAUUUCCCAAACAAAUCAGCUCCACAUAUCCAGAGAAAGAGAUGCUACUUCUAGUUUACAUUUAAGAACUCUUUGCAAAUGGGUUAAAGUACAAAGAAGUAGCGUAAACAGAAAAGAAAAAAGGAAUACUGCAGCCCUCUGGCAAAUGAAAACGCUAGAGAGGACCCCAAUCCACAAUGCCAGUGUUGACUUGAGGAAAAAAGCCAACAGCUGCGCCGCUCAGAGCUCACAGUUUGGAUACAAUGGACGGCAAUGGUCUCACGGCAACCCGGUGCCAUUGUCUGGCCAAAGAGGUUUGGCUGACAGCUGUAAAUUACAAAGCAAGAGCACGCUGCUUGUCUCACUGCCACAGACUGAACUUUCCCUAAAGGGCACCACGGUAGCCAGACGCAUGGGACAGACCCUGCACCCCCACGAGAGGCGGCUUUUGGAGCCUCAGAGGGAAAGUCCCUGCCUCAGAGGAGACCUAAUGACAGGACUGGUGUGUGGUCUGCUGGUCUGUGUUUUUCCUACAGUUCUCAGCACCAACAUACUGCUUGUCAGCAACCUGGACACACUAGCUGCGUACGCUGUAAAACAUCUGCUAAUCCCUACCCACAGUAAAUAAGAACUUAGCAGCGUCCGCGUUCCCACGGGACUUUGAGCAGCGUGAAAAGUGUGAGAAUAAUUAGGAUCGCUGUGCCACACUGAGGAAUCUUUUAUGGAAACAUCCUUAUGGAAUUCUAGUAAUAGGAGACAUUUGAUGUUUGUAAAAGACAUUCCAGGUUUUAGUUGAACAGACACGCCAGCGUAAAGCUGCUGCUCUUUUUAAUUUCUGACCUCUGUUUGUGGUCAGACUCACACCCAGUGAUGUAUCUGGGACUUCCAGGAGACCAAGAGCAACGUUUUAAGUCACAAACUACAGAGCCCUGCUGGUGGCAACCAGUAUAAAUAAAAACAAUGCGUGGCCACGACUUAGUAAGGCGUGGAAACGAGAUCCUAAUGCAUAGCCACAACUUAAUAAAGUGUGGGAAUGAGAUGCAUGGCUCUAAUGCAUGACCACAGCUUAACAAGGCAGGAUCUUGCUCCCACACCUUACUAACUCGUGGCCAUGACUUAAUUAUCUCGUUUCCACACCUUACAUUAACAUGUGGGAAUGAUAUCGUAAUGCGUGGCCUUGUCAUUAAUACUGCGGUAAUACGGCGUGGCCAUAACCUAAUAAGAUGUGGGAAUGAGAUAAUUAAGUCGUGGCCACUACUUAGUAAGAUAUGGGAACGAGAUCAUGCUUUAUUAAGCUGUGGUCAUGCAUCAGGGCCAUGCAUUAUUUUUAUUUAUACCGGGUUGGUUGGGUUGGUUGUAUCCACUCUCAGUUUCUAAUUAUGUUGGUGGUUAAUCUGAUGCAUUAGGCUUUCAGUUCAGCUCCUGAAGUCCUAACCAAUGGUGGAGCUGGCUUGCUUGUAUCUGCCUAGAUAUGACAGAGAGAAAAAUCCUGAUUGGAUCAUUUUCUGUUGGCUGUUUCAAGAAUGUUAUCCUUUUGUUUCCAACCAAAACGUACCAAUUAAAUUGGUGUAUUUUUUGCAACAUUUACAGAGUUUACAUACAAAAACUGUAUAAACUGUAUAAAUUUCCUAAUAUACAUCUGUACAAAUGACCCAGAAAUUACCCAAUUAUUUCUGAUGUUUCUGAUAUUUCGCACCACUGCACUCAAGGAGCUCCUAAAUGGUGUUAAAAUGUGUGCUUUGGAGUGUUACUUAAGAGUGUGCUCAUAAAAUCGCGGCUAUUACUAAAGCAGGCGGUGAAAUCCUGAGCAAGGAAAGGUCAAACACACAAGAGCAAGCACUGCAAGCCAUAAACUCCUUUUAGGCAGACAACUUUACUGUUUUUCUAAGAUGAAUUUAUUAUGCUGUGUACAAGUAGUUUUUGCCAGAGACUGUUUAUAGUAGCUUACUGCUAAAUCAUGUGACCUGUACAGUGAAAUAAAUAAUGUAAGCCUUUUCAAAGUGUGUGGUAACAA
This is a messenger RNA of Colossoma macropomum (tambaqui), 2876 nucleotides long. RefSeq lists its product as uncharacterized. The record is from RefSeq and is a predicted model, not a curated record. The coding region runs from base 132 to 1490 and encodes 452 amino acids. Lineage: Eukaryota; Metazoa; Chordata; Actinopteri; Characiformes; Serrasalmidae. The transcript is spliced from 3 exons.